Messenger RNA from Durio zibethinus, 2297 nucleotides. Its product is annotated as WAT1-related protein At4g19185-like. NCBI's taxonomy places the organism in Eukaryota, Viridiplantae, Streptophyta, Magnoliopsida, Malvales, Malvaceae. The record is from RefSeq and is a predicted model, not a curated record. Gene Ontology annotation, cellular component: membrane. Gene Ontology annotation, molecular function: transmembrane transporter activity.
AAAAAAAAAAAGGUACCAAAACAAAAGGCAAAGGCAUUAGCCAUUAAGGCAAGAAUAAACUCCCGGCCAGCAGCAGGUAACAGCAGCAGCAACACAAGCUCCAAAGGCAGCAUGGUUUUCAAAGCACCUUAAUUUCGUUUAAUUUUCAGACACAGACACCCUAAUUUCGUUUCCUUUUCAGACACAUACACCCUUUUUGUUACCCUAUCUGAAUAGAAAAACAAUUGAGGCUGUUCUCCAAUAUUCUCACUCAUAUAACCCAAAUCACCAAAAUUUCUCAUUUAUAUACCCUUUUGUUUUUGUGAUUCUUUGGUGUCUCUGUGGAGUGAGAAGAAAGGAGAUGGCAGGAAUCAGUGGAGGGUUCGAGACAGAGGCUUGGAGAGCUCAUGCCUCCAUGGCGUUGGUGCAACUCAUCAAUGGAGGCUAUCAUGUAAUUACUAAAGUAGCCCUCAAUGUUGGCGUCAACCAGCUUGUCUUCUGCGUCUUCCGUGAUCUUCUUGCUCUCUCUCUUCUUGCCCCCGUCGCCUAUGUUCGUGAAAAAAGGAUUCGACCUCCUAUGACUAAACGACUCCUCCUGUCAUUCUUCUUUCUUGGGUUAACCGGGAUAUUUGGCAACCAGCUUUUAUUUCUCAUUGGUCUAAGCUACACAAAUCCAACCUAUGCUGCUGCCAUACAGCCUUCAAUUCCAGUCUUUACCUUUCUCUUGGCUGUAAUGAUGGGUACAGAAAGAGUGAAUUUGCUCAAAACUGAAGGUCAAGCGAAGGUUGGAGGUACCCUAAUCUGUGUUUCAGGUGCAAUAUUAAUGGUUCUGUUUCGUGGUCCAGCUUUGCUUGGACAAAAGAAUGCAGACUUUGCUGCACAAAAUGAAGUAAGUGCCAGGGGUCAACCAGAACCUGCUGGAUGGCUUAUGUCUAGUUUUCUUGAGUUUGGACUUGAACAUUGGCAUAUCGGAGUUUUAUGCCUGAUAGGCAACUGUAUGUGCAUGGCUGCUUUCCUGGCUAUUCAGGCUUCGGUUUUAGCCAAGUAUUCUGCCAGUAUUUCUGUCACAGCCUUUUCCUAUUUUUUUGGUGCUAUAUUGAUGGUAGCAACAUCCCUUCUUAUGACCAAUGAGUCAACGGACUGGAGUAUGACACAGUCUGAGCUUUUUGCGGUCUUGUAUGCUGGAGUUGUUGCAUCUGCGCUUAACUAUGGACUCCUGACAUGGUCGAAUAAGAUCUUGGGGCCUGCUUUAGUUGCUCUUUAUAAUCCACUUCAACCUGCAGCAUCAGCUUUUCUGUCCAGGAUUUUCCUUGGAAGUCCAAUUUAUUUGGGAAGUGUUAUUGGGGGAUUUCUAAUAGUUGCUGGUCUAUAUAUGGUCACUUGGGCAUCCUACAGGGAAAGACAUAAUUCUAUGGGGAUGAUGGCUCAGGUUGUUCGGUCCUCUGAACCACUCAUUCACAAAGAUGCAUUAAUUAACAACAACCCUUGUCAGAGAGGACACAUUUUCUCGGGGACAUCUGCCUUAUUACCAAAAUCCAGUGAUUAACUAUGUAAUCAGAUGUGAUGUAAAGUUCCCAUGAGCUCCUAUCAACAGGUACAUUUUAUAAGAUCAAAUGGUGUCACGAGGCAUGUCAUUGUCAACUUUGAUGCGUAUGCAUAGCAAAAGAGAAAAUCAUUAAAUACAACUUCAAUAGGCAACAUAGGACAUGCUGGGGAUUUCCCCCUUGUUCUUGGAAACUCAGUUUUGCACAUUUUUAUGAUUUGUACACUUGAUGCAAUAAAUUAGUUUAUUGUAUUCAAAUAUUUGCCUAAUUCCAAUGGCAAAUUUUGUUAUGAACACAAUGCAUGGACACUUAUUCUUCUGUCUCAGCCCUCUUUGACAAGAAGUUUUUUAAGUUGGUCCGUCAUAGUGGAACAUGAUUUCAGAGCUUUUCUUUGGCAGUUCACUGAUCCUUGAGAGCGUGAUUAGGAUUUUUCAGGUUGUGAAUGGUUAAUAGGCCAUUGCAUUGCCAUUUAAAGAAAGGAAGACUCAAAAUUUUUCCUCAAUAUUAUUCCACUUUCACUUGUCCAAUAAUUCGUUGAUUGACUGCAGCACUUGAUAAUGUACUGGAGAAGGGUAGGGAUUUUUGUGAAAAACAAUGGGAAGUGGCAAAAAACAGUGUUGCUCCAUAGCCCCGUAUUGAACAGUACUGCUUUUGAGCACCAUAAAUACUAUCACUGUUCAGAGAGGGCCUGCAUAUCACCGAUAAUCAACUUGUCGUUGGUUCUGGAAGGAGUAUUACAUGGACAAUGGGUGUUGCAUCGCUGGAAGCUGGGGA